Messenger RNA from Paracoccidioides lutzii Pb01, 279 nucleotides. RefSeq lists its product as hypothetical. The coding region runs from base 1 to 279 and encodes 92 amino acids. The record is from RefSeq and is a predicted model, not a curated record. The transcript is spliced from 3 exons.
AUGAAGCUCGACACUCUCACACCACCACAUCGACUCCCUGAAAAAUCUGAAGGAUUUUUGGGGCUUCCACUUUUCAAACGCCUAUCGACAAUUCAAGCUACUCCAGAACCGCAGGAUUAUUGCACCAGAUUAAUCUUGAACGGUUGUCGACGAUGUUCCCGGGAAUUUGGAGCUUUUCUUCCUAACAGCAUUUAUACCGGAGAUGGCCUGGCUCUCUUGCCGCUAUUCCAAUUCGUCUGUCUCUGGUUGUGUUUUAUUGCCCUCUGCGAGGUCAUUUGA